UUGCCUAAUUCGUUUUAUUCGUUGUUUUUUUAAGAAAUAAUUUUUUUUCGUAUCUUAUUACUUACCACGACGUACUUUGGCAUCAAAUGCAAUAAUCCGGGAAUGACGGCAGCGAAGGAGAAAUUAUUUGUAUAUUUUAAGUUAAAUUGAUUAGAGUGAAAAGUUGAAUAUUUAGAUAUGAAUUUAAUAAUGUUUAUACGAAAUAACAUUCUUAAAAAUUCAAUAUACUUUCAUAUAAACCAUAUCUAACAAAUUAAUUGAUCUCUUGACAAGUAUUCGAUCUCUAGAUUUGUAGAGUUUGCGUACAUAACAAACUAGACUAAUUAAGAGACUAUAGCGAAUAAAAUUCGUUUUAAAUCUCCUUGCUACAUACAAUAUUACACAGAUAAAAAAAGUAAUAUCUGAAUGUAUUAUCUUCUCAAAGUGAUGAUGAUCAUCUAUUAAAAUCUACUCCACUUUCAAUCAAUAUGGCUAGUGGUGGUAAAGAGUCUGAUAGAUCUGAUGAUGAAAUUCAAAAACCAUUUAAUACAGGUAAAAAGAAUUGCAAGAAAAUUCUUAGCAGUGAGUCAGAGGAAGACAGUGAUGUAGAAAUAAGGCCUAAAAAAGUCAAGCCAAUACAGUGUGAAAGUGAGGUCAAUUCCUCAGCGGAUGAGCUUAAAGAAAUAAUCUCGGAUCAUAGACUAGGUGCUGAAGCCUCUACUGAUUUAAGUGACAAUGAACAAUCUGAGAAAUGUGCAAUAUGCCUCAGUAAAUUUCUAGGACAAGACAUAGCUACUCCUGAGACCUGUGAUCAUGUAUUUUGCCUUGAGUGCUUGCAAGAAUGGGCCAAGAAUGUCAACACUUGUCCGAUCGAUAGAUUGAAGUUCAACAUAAUAUUGAUUCGUCACCACAAAGAAGAAAAAAUAAUUAAAAAGAUAUUUGUUAACAAUUCUGAACUUCCCUACAAUUCUGAACUAGAAUCAGAAUCUAAUACUGAAAGUCAAGCAAAUUUUUGUGAAGUGUGUAAUGAAGAGGAAGGUGAUGAGUCUCUCUUAUUGUGCCAUGAAUGUCAAAAGUUUUAUCAUUAUGCAUGCAUCAGAACUCUUUGUAAUCCUCAUAUGGAUUUUUGGCAAUGUCCUACAUGUGAGAACUACAUUCGAAUCAGAGAUAAAUGUUUGCUGGAUUUUCAUCGGGUGCUACAGAGCAUUAAACGUCGUUUUAGCAAUUCUCGGACAUUUCCCCGUAGUAGAAUUUCUCAACCAGCAAUGCCACAGGCUCUACGUAGCCCACAUUCAACAAGGGAAUAUGCUAGAGUGCGCCAGCGCUUUCUCUAUCAAAAAUCUCUUGUCCGGAGUAUUCUAUCAACGUCAGAGUCCUCUGAUGAAGAAUUAGAUCAUCGAUCUGCCAAUACUCGAUUAUAUCAAAAUCAGGUUGUAACAAAUGGAACAAAAUCAAGAUGUCCCUUAAUGAGUACUAAACGCAGGAAUGAAUUAUACAGGGCCAGAAAUCAAAGAUUACUUACAUCUGCCACUACUGCAGCUACUACUAACUCUCAAAGUCACUAUACAAUGGAUUCUGAUGAAGGCUAUAGUGAUUUUAGGUUGCCUUCCUCUCCUACAGCAGAUAAUUUCGAUGUUGUUGGUAGUAUUCUUCAAAGCCAGAGUCUCCUGCAUAGUCCGGAUGUCCUAACUGUUUCUAGAGAUGGUUCCGUAUUACGUAAUUCAAGCAUUAAAACAAGAACACUUCUCAAUUUAGAUUCAAUGUUCCCUUUAUCUGUUUCUGGAGAAAACAGUGAAAGUGAAAGUCCAUUUGCUAAUUCAUCCUUCUUUAGUGAUAAUGCGGUAUCUCCAUACAUUAACAAGGCAGUUGGGAAGCAAAUCCCUCUACAUUCCACUCAAAGCAACUCCAAAUAUGGUGAGACACCUAGGCAGAAUUACUCUUGUAGCUCAUCAUCUGCUCCUAGGGAGCGACCUUUAAGUUAUGAUGAGUGUAUCCUGUCAGGAUCUGCAUUUGGUGGAGGAGGUAAUGAACGAUAUAACAAUGAGCCUAAUUCUCCUACUGGUCCUAAGAGUUUUUGUUGUACAUCUACCUCUGAUGACAUGAAAAAAACACAAGACUCAAAUAAAGAUAAUAAAAGCCACCAUAGUGAAGAUGAAGUAGAUAUUUACAGUGAUAUUGAAUCUGUUGGAGAAGAAGAUAACUCUUUGUCUGAUCAAGUUGAACCAGUUAAGAUUUCAUAUAAAUGUGUGGAAGAAUCUCAGCAGAGUGACACUAAUGAUGUAAGUGACUCAACUGACAAUGAGCUAGUGAUCGAUGAAGACAUGCCAGCUGAAGAAGAAAGUGAGAGAAUAACUGAACCUCAGGGAUUUGCAUGUUCCAAAAUCAAUAAUGUGGCAGGUGAUGCAAAUGCUAGAGCUUCUUAUCAAGUUGAUAUUGAUUGUGAUCAAUCUAGUUCUCCAAUUUUAAAUAAAAAUUAUGAUAAGUAUACUGGUAGAAUCUCAUUAAAAAGAAGUUCCUGUGAAGAGAGUGGUAAAAAACAUGACACUCAGACUCAAAAUACACAAAUGAAUGAAUCUUGUAGCGAUGAAGAAAAUCAAGAGAGUGAUAUGGAAGUGCAAGAUGAGGAAAAUUCUGUGGAUUCUACUAGAAAAAGCUACCAAGGCUAUGGUAGCAAUUCAUGCAGCGUAAAGUCAUCUCCUAAGUCUCUUACUCAGUGUGAAAAUAGCAUUUGUAAUGAAAAUGAUUUCUGUGAAAAUGAUAACUCUGCAUUAGAACCUGUUGGGAAAAAUACUCCUGAAGCUCUAAAUAGUUGCACCAAUGACAAUACUAAUGAUUCUAUGUCUCAAAUGGAAGUAGAUGAGUUUCAAGAAAAUACUUCAAAUGUCAGUGAUUCCACUUCUCAUACUGAGCAACCUUAUAAACAUAAAAAGUAUAAUUUUUGUGUUGCCAGUGAUCGUAAUGAAAUCCGUCAUGUGGACUUGAAUGAAAACUCCCAGCCUGGUGCUAACUCUAAUUCUAGUUCUGCUCAUUCUUCUAGGAAUGACAGAAGAAUUCUACCAGAAGAGUGCGCUAUCUCCCAAAGUGAAAACAAUUCCCAUUUUAGCUUUUCCAGCAAUCAGCAAAAUGCGGAUAGAAGUGAGCCAGAAGAUGGUGGAGAUUCCAAUGACUCAAACUGCCGUGAUUCACAGGUUGGAAGCGGUGCUACUUUUAAUUUUAAAAAUAGUGAACAACAUAUUGAGCAAGGGGAGACAGGAGAAUGCACUGAUGAAAAUUCUCAGAAUGAAGUUGGUGAAUAUAUGGAUGAAAAUUCUUUAAAUGAAACACAACUUAGUCCCAAUUCCUCAAAACAUAAGAAUGAUGAUAGUGAUGGAGAUAAUCAAGUUAACUCAAAUCAAAAUGUGAGUGUUGAUAAUGAAUCAAGUUUCAAUUUUUCAAAUAGACAACAGAAUGAUGACGAUGAAAGUGAUGUUGAAGAUAUCACUGAUUCAAAUCCUCCACCUUCUCAGGGGGUUACUGGCACUGUCACUACAGAAACAAUAAACAUUUCUAAUGACGAGACUGUCAAAUCUGACAAUGAAUAUGAAGAUUGUGAGUCUUUUGAGGAUGCCAGUACUCCUUGUUUAGAUGAAAAUUUAGAAGGAGAAAUAGAAAAUUCACCCAUGCAGGCUGUUCAUUGUGAAAAUGCUAAUCAAGAUUUUUCAAGAACACCAGAUUAUGAAUAUGAAAAUGAUGCCCCUGGCAAACAAGAAGACAAUGUAGUAAACAAUAAUGCAUCUGAUAAUGUUAAAGAUCCAGAUGUUGAUUUAGGAAUAGAAGACAUUUCUGAAGCUGGUAGUGAAGAUCUUGAUGAAUUUCCUGAUGAACCAGCUUCUGAAAAGGGGAAAGGAAAUCAUCAAACAAAAACUUCAGGAGCAACUGAAAGCUCUUCACGAUAUGUUUCUGAUGAUAAUAAAAAAUUCUCUGAUCAGGUAUUUGAAGAUCAAGAAGAAGGGGAAAUAAUUGAAGACAAACCUGCCAGAGAGACUGAAAGAAGAAAGAGAGAUCGUUAUUAUGAUGAUACUAGUGAUUAUGUGGAACGUGCUCCACGAAUGAGCAUUUCAGAUUUGCCUAGAAUUCCUAAAUUAAAAAGAAAUCGCGAUAAGGAUAACGUUCAAGAACCACCCUCGUUUGAUAACAAGCGUACAAGUGUAUUGAGUAGAGUUGAUUUGGGAGCUGGUGAUGUUAGUUGGAAAAGACUUUCAAAACAUACACGUGAAAGAAGCUACCGUGAUGGCAGACCUAAAGAUGAAAGAUUAUUGUAUCGAGAAAGAGAAUCUAGAAAUAAAGAACGAAAGAACUUUGAUAAUAAUAGGAGGACUGACAGUAAAAGCAGUGAUCGCAGACGUGAAGAUAAAAAGAAAGGUUCAGAAAAAUCUAAAAAUGAAUCACGUUCUCGGAAAAAUGAUAAAAGUAAAGAAGACUGGGAUUAUUCUGAUCGGGAUAAAAAGAAAUACCACAAGGAUCAUAAAGAUAGGCAUCCUAAAGAAAAGCAUUCCAAAGAUAGAAAAGAUAAACAUGAUAAGAGUAGACAUUCUAAAGAAGAAUCAAAAUAUGAUAAAGAAAGAGAAAAAAUAAAAGAUGAUAAUAGGUAUGAAAGAGAUUCCAGGUAUGAUAAAGAAGAGAGAUUUGAAAGAGCAAUCUAUGAAAAAACUAAAUCUAAAGAUAAAGAACACAAAAACAAACGAAAGGAUCGUAAGGAUGAUAAUAUCAAAGCUUCUAAAGAUCAUUCCCGUGAAAAACAUAAGCACACACAUCCUCAUGAGAGUUUCAUUGACAAACAAAGAGAGGUGCUUAAAAUUGAUGACAAGUUGAAAAUUGUAGUUGAACAAAAAGACCGAAAAGAGAAAUCAAAGACUAAAGAUAAGAAAGAUCCAAAACUUGAAAAAGAACUUCAUCAGCGCAAAAGGGAAACUGAAAGGAAUGCCUAUUCUGAGAUGACUUCAAUAGAGUCCAAAGAAAUAUUUGCAAAAGGUGAUAGCAUUAUCAUUAAUGUCAGUUUUAAUCGUAAUUCCUCUCCCAAAGAUGUAUCCACUUCAGAAGCACUUGAAGUAAACUCGGCGGAUCAGAUAUUAACUAAGGAAGAUCUUGAUAAAGAUGCAAAUUUGAAUGAAGAUUUAAGGAGCAAAUCUAAAAGUUCAGAUAAAAAAUCUUCAUUAGAUGGCAUGUCAGUUAAAAGACCUGUUACCCCACCGGAAAGACCUACCCAAGUAUUGUCAGUUAGCGAGAGCUAUUGGCAAGGUGGUGAUGAUCCUGAUGGUAACAAUUCUAUUGCUUCUGAUAAGUCAGAUGAAGAGUCCCAUCAUGAUGAUGACAAUGAUUCUGUUGGAUCAGUUAAUGAUGCAGAUAAUUUCAGUAAUAGUUCAAAUAGUACUGAUGAUCUUGCAAAUCAAGAAGCAAAGGAUGGAACCAUUGAAAUGGAAGCAAAGUCUACUGUAUCUGAAGAAUUAAUUGAUAAAUUUUCCAAAGAAGAAGAUACUUUUAUCUCAAAAAGAAGAUCCCCUCGAUCACCAUCACCUCCGUCUCCUGCUGAUAAUGACAGUUAUGAUCCAUGUGAGCCCACAAAAAGUCCAUCUCCAUCCUUUCCUGCACCACCACCCCUACCAUCAUCAAAUCCUAAACCUCCUCCUUCCCCUGAACUGCCUCCUUUGCCACCUGAACCUGAGCCAACUGAUGUUGUUCAUGAAGAGUCUCAUAGUGUUCUUCAUAACCAAACUCCUCCUGUAGUUUCCAGCACUGCUCAACCAGUUACUGUUGAAACUCAAACACCAAGUUCACUUGCUUUUACUGGUAUGCUACUGCCGCCUCCAAGUUUCUUGUCUCAUUCAUCUCAAGCUAACAACUUAUCUAACAUCUCCUCUUUACUACCCCCUAGAACUUUGAGUUUUCAAGUAAAUGGCUCUAAUAUUUUAGCUACAAAUCACAUGCCUCCUGUAAUGGCUGGAAAUUUUAUACAUACAGAUACCUCUCUGCCACCACCACCCAACCCCCCUAACAUUCCUCAUAUGACUUCAGUGCCGCCACCUCCGCCACCACCAUCAGCCAUUAGUUUAAUUUCUCAAAUUAGACACCCUCAACUAAAUGUUCAACCCCCAUUACCACCCAAUUCGAUUCUUCAGAACCUGGGUAUUGCUCAUAACCUCAAUAUACCACAAUUGCAGUUACCUCCCCUUCCUCACCUUCCACCUAAUUUAUGUGCAGCUUUAGCAAAUCAUCAAUCGCCAUUACCAUUUACAACUCAAAACCUGCCUGUCAGUCUUCCUAGCAAUAUUACCAAUCAACAAAGCAACAGGUUUUUAGCACCAAAUCAAGUUCCGCUUAUGCCAAAUCAAAAUAUUAGCAAUAAUAAACCUCAUGUUAUGUCCAUUACACAAAUGCUUUCUCAUUGCCAAACUAUACCAGUAAGCUCCAAUCAAAAAUCAGAACAGCCUUCUAAACCUCCUACUCCUGGAGAAAAGAAUGAAGUUAUUGAUAUGGAUGUAGAUUCACCAUACUCACCAGGUGACUGUUCUGUUGAUAGUGUAAAUGAUUAUUCUCCCACAGGUUCUCCUCUGCCAUCAACUCCAAAAGAAACUGGAGACAUUUUUGAUACUCUGUUUUCUGCUGAUAUCAGGACUUCUGAAAAACGGCCUCACGAAUCUGUAUCAAAACAUGAACGUUCAAAAUCACGCUCAGGGUCAAAAGGUACUAAUGAAUCCUCGUCUAAAAAAUCCAAGCAUGAUCACAGAACAGACUCUAAAUCAAAGCAUUCUGUAAAAAUGCAAAUAGAGAAAAACAAGAAAGCUCGCAAAGAGCAAAAAAUUGCUGAAAAAAUCUUAAAAUUGGAGGACUCACAAUUGAAAAUUUUAGAUGAACUUCCAAGUUCUGCUGUAGAGAUGCAAGUUAAAGAGAAGUUUUUAAAGAAACUGAACCGGCAGGAACGUGUAAUAGAGGAAGUAAAAUUAGCAUUGAAACCUUUUUAUAAAUCAAGAGAUGUAAAUAAAGAAGAAUACAAAGAUAUUCUUAGAAGAGCUGUUCCCAAAAUAUGUCAUAACAAGUCUGGUGAAAUUAACCCUGUGAAAGUCAAAUAUCUUGUAGAGUGUUAUAUUAAGAAAGUAAGACAUUCGAAAAAGAGAAGUGAUAAAAAGAAAUCUAAAUUUUCAUGAUAGGAAAUAAGAAUGCAUAACAUUUUAAACUGUGUUUUAAAAUUUCCUGUGCUAGACUAAGUGAUAAAAAACGUUUUUGCACAGUUUCUUUUUACAGCAUUUAUUGUUGUGGUUAUUUAUUGUAAAGCUUCUGGGAAUUGGAUUGUAAAUAAUUUACCCUUGUCAUUUACAGUGAUCAAGUAAUAUGAAAACUAUUUUUUCCUGCUAUUAGGUCAUUUCAUGUGUACAGUUUAUGUCAUAUUGUAUGUAAAAAUAUAUAGAAAUUUUUUAUCUUGUGCUAGCAGUUCUGAAUCAUAUGGAACAUUCACAAGUGGCGCAAACUUCAUUGUUUAGUAUUUUUUAUAAACAUAUAUUUAAACCAUUUGCUUAAUAAAGCAGAUAUAUAUGAUUGCUAUGGAAUAAUUUUUCUUGAAUGAAUACAAAAGUAUAAAAAAUAUUUAAGUACUACUGUUCCAAUUGUUUUAAUUCUGAAAUUCUUCUUUUAAUAUUAUAAUUGGGAAUAUUUUGCAGUUAAUGUUUGAUGGCUAUAAUUUGUUAUCAAGUUUUUUUUUUUUUUUUUUNUUUUUUUUUUUGUGAAUUAGUUUUACUCCUGUAAAAGUGUCCACUUACAUAACCUGCAUUUUUCAAAGAGCGAGAGUAGUUUCCCGAAUCGAAUAACAAAAAAUGAAUAUUUUAAAAUACUUUUCAUGAUUUAGUAAUACUAGAACUAAAGAAAAGGAUCCUUCUCUUGAAUAAAGUUUCUCUAAAUAUUUUUUUCAAAACAAUUUCUUAUGUAAAUAUUAUAUAAAAGUUAUGGGUGCCUGACAAAUGAAUGCUUAAAGUAUUUACCAUAUCUGUAAUUCAGUCAGCUAUAAUUGGGAACUUUUUAAACAAAAUAUAACGAUAACACUACGUUGAUCAUGGUGCUAGUGACUGUCGUGUGUAAAUGUACUAACUGUGAGUAGCUUUGAAAUUUCAUGGCUUGUUGAGCUAGGGUUUAAUCUGAGGAUAAGAAUAAAAUAUACAUUAUUACUUAUUUUAAAUUUUUUAACGUGUAUAGAAUAUCUUUUUACAAUAUUUGACCCAGUUUCUAAAAAUUUAUUUUGUUUAAAUCAAACAGCUUUAAAAUUGUGAAAAUAAUGGUUGCAAAAAUGAAAUGAUAAUGAAUCUGUUCCCAUAUUUAAUAUGAUUUUACUAUCCUGUUAGUUGUAUCAAACCAUAUUUUAGGUUGUUGUUUUUUGUUUGUUUUUUCCAGUAGCGGAAUCUGUACCAUAUUUAAUAUAGUUUUUCGCAAAUCACUAUCUUUUUCCUCAUCAAAACCAUGUUAAUUGUAUCAAACUAUAUAUAAUGGUUUUUUUUUAUUAUUAUUUAUAUAUAUAUAUAUAUUCUCGGUUAUAAAUACCAAUGAUUUACAACUGAGCCUAAGUUGCAUAAAUUAUUAUCUGUUUCAUCUCUUUAAACAUAUAAUUGUUAAAAGUUUAUUUACACAAUUUUCAAGCAAUAACUGCUGCCGAGCAACGCAAAAACUUUUGUUUCAGCAAAUUUUUCUUUUCCUUUCUGGCAUAUAACAAACAAAAAAAACUUGAUUAAAGCAGUUUUCAAAAGCCAUUUAUUUUUUAAAUAUAUGAUUGUUAUUGUUACAUUUAAUAUUUUGAAUAAUUUUAUUCAUUAAAAAUAGAAUGCCUAUCCAUAAUUUUGGGAUUCCUUAGAUGUAGAUACUAGAGGGGAAAAAAAAGAAUACAUUUCAAUAAUUUUGGGAUUCCUUUAGAUAGAUAUACUAAGUGGGGGAGAGAUUUUGUAGUUUCUAUAUGGUUAAUUAUGGCUCUCAGCCAAUCUCAAAUCCGUAUAACACGCCUCUGUAUAUCAUCCUAUCUCUAUUUAUAUAAAUAGGACCCCAAGGUUUUGGUUGCUAUAGUAAUUUUUACUGAAGUAUUCAAUUAAAUUUAUUUCUUUGUAUAAAUAUAAAUCAAUUAAGUUUUAUGAAUACAAAAUAUUUUACAACACACAAAAAGCUUUAUGCAUUGUGAGAUCUUCCAUUUUAGAAAGCUCAUUAAUUUAAUUAAUAAUCUUUCAAAUAAAUUGAUUUAUUAAAGUUGAGAAUUACAAAAUUCAAUUUUUAUUUUUACCAUUUCUUGCUCAAAUUAUUUGUUAUGCUGAUACUUGCUCAUGAAACUAAUGUAUACUUCCACUUUGUUGUUGCCAAUACUGAAUAUUUAAAAAAAAAAAAAAACUUAUGAUUUUUAAAUUAAGAGUAUUGAUAUAUAAUUUCACCAACAUUUGUGUUUAUCAAAUGCUCAUACCCAAAAGAAUAAAAAAUUGAAGCUUAUAAAAAUAAAAUGUUUAAGUCUUGUUAUUUUGAUAUGAAGCCAUCAAUGGUAAAUUUCAUUUUUAUGAAAUUAAGCAAAUGGUCUAAAUAUUAUCCUGAAUUUUCUUUUUAAGAAUUGUGUAAAAAUACUUAAGUAAACAUAUUAUAAAUUAAAUAGAAUUUGAUAAAUGUUGAUAAUUAUAUUAAGAAUUGAAAGAGCAUAUAUUACUUUACAAAUGAUGAGCUAGUCUUAAAUUAUAAAAAUGAGCAUUUCAUAGGGUCAUAGCAAACUAUCUUUCCAACUUUAACAAGCAAUAAAAUCUAAUAUGAAUUUAUUUCUUAAGUUUUGUUGAAUUAAUAGUUUGCACUAUGUAUUAGCUUUUUAUAAGAAAAAAAUUGCAUCUGAUUGCUUGUUAGCACUAAGAUGUUUCAGUGAUUUUGGCUUUGAACAUCAAAAUAAUAUAUUGCCCUGAUAUUUUACACAUAAAUAACUUAUUUAUUUUAUCUGUUUUUGCACGUGAAAGUUGGAAUUUUGAAUAGCCUUAAAUAAAAUUGAGCUAAUAAAAAAAAAUAUCAAACAGUUCCUAAUAAAAUACUAUAAUGCUGUAGUUUUAACUAUUGGGUUCAAUGUUUUUUUUUCUUUAAUUUUAUUAUGUGUUAAAUUAUUUUUUAUUAUUGUUUUACUAAAUAAAAUUAUUAUUUUCUAUUUUAUUGAUCCUUAGAUGCAUAUUAUUAGUAUGUAUAUGCAGGAAUGGACUAAGUGUAUGUUUUUUAGUAUUCUACUAUAUUGCAUUAAAUCAAUUUGCUAUUUCCUGAAAAAAUAUGUCAGAGCCAUUUUGUCAACUUUAGCACAUAUAAUUUAUUUCUAAUUAUAAUGAGUUUAUACAUAAUAUGAACUGGGAGGAAACAGGAUUAAUAAAUAAUUUACUGAAACAUGGUUUAUACAUCCAACAGUCCUGUUAUUAAUAAAUUACAUUUCCAUCUGCAUGCAUUCCUGCACAGCAAAUUAAUUUCUCAUACAUUAUUGCAUGAAAACUUUGUCUUUGAGAGAAAUAUUUUUUCAAAAUUGGCUAUCUGCUUAAGUGCUGUGAAAUUAACUAUUAUUAUCAUCCACAAAACACAUUCUGCCUUAACAUUCUUUAUUUUAUAAUACUGGUAAAAAACAUUCAGAAACAAAACCAAGCUUAAAUUAACCUGUUAACCAGGGAAUAAACUUUUGUCAACUUUUUCUCAUAGUUUUAAGUAAUAUUCUCUUAUCUCAAGUAAUUUCCAUGACCAAAAAUGUUGUCAAGCCCAUUGUGGUAGUAGUUCAUGUAUGAUAAAACAUUUUGUCAUACCCAGUUAAUAGGUUUAAAAGCCUGGUCAAAAAAAUAGGAUGGUGCGAAAAUUUGCUGCAGUUAUUGUUCCUAGAUCAAAAUAUGCUCUGUUCCCAAAAUUUUUAACGUCACUUCAUAUUAAAAAAAAAAAAAAACUUUAUUGCGUGUGUAUCGUUAGCCAAAUGGUUAAGAUAUUGUCUUCUAAUUAGUAUGUCUCUGGUUCUAUUCCUAAUAAAAACUAACUGUUAAAAUUUUUAUAGUUUUUUAAUAUAUAUAGUUUAAAUAAACAAACACAAAACAUUUUUCACUUAAAACAGCAGCAAUGCGUACUGAGUACAAAAUGAAGCCCUGCAUUUAAGAUUUUUUUUUAAUAUGCAUUAAAUAAACCAGAAUUUUAGGGGGUUAUAUUUUGACCCUGAAUCAGUAGUAGCAGCAAAUUUUUGACCCUGCUCUUUAAUUUAAGCUUGGUUUCAAAAGAUAUAUAUAAGUUUGGUAUUUCCCUUGUAAGGUGAAAAUUCAAAUGUCAUACUUCAUGUUGAAAUUUGUAUUAGCUUGGCACAACUAAUAUUGUUGUUCCAACUAUUUAUUGAAAUUAUAAUCCUUUUUUUUUUCUACACUUCCCAGGAAACAAAUUUAAAAAAGAAGCAAUCAUUUCAACUGCAAAUAAUUUAUUUUUAAAAAUAUAAGAAAGUGUACCGAUAGUAAUACAUAAAAUUUAUUUAAAUUUACAGGUUUUAGUAUUUCCUAGGCAGCUUUUCACAUUAAAAAUGUUUGACUAGUACCCUUUUAUUUACAACUACUUCAAUAGUUGCUUAGUAAACUAAAAAGUAGUGAAAUUCUUAAUUGAAAAUCAUAAGCGCUGAAUUAAAAUUGUGGACUGUGACAUCAUUGCUGAUUAUAUGUAAAAAUAUCUUAAUCUUAAUAAAAUUUGAAAAACUUG
Messenger RNA from Parasteatoda tepidariorum (common house spider), 11700 nucleotides. RefSeq lists its product as uncharacterized. The record is from RefSeq and is a predicted model, not a curated record. NCBI's taxonomy places the organism in Eukaryota, Metazoa, Arthropoda, Arachnida, Araneae, Theridiidae.